CUACGAGAACGCCACUGGCACGAACGGUUCCGAAAUCUGCCGAGGACAACGCUGAGAACGGUUCUCCCACUGCCACCUGUCGAGAGCAUCGAACGGGAUCGACUAGUCCAUCACGUACUCUGUGACCGAAGCUUGGCCAGGAGGCUACAUCGUCUCGGGUUCGCCAUUUUAUGUGUUUGGCUCUGGGACUGGGACGGUGGGUGCGUGCGGUACAAACGUAGAGAGCGUAUUCCGUUCGUUAUCCGCAAGAUGUUACCCAAAUACUUCGCGCCCGACAUGUACAAGUAACGACAGGUGUUGGAGUGAGUGAUCGGGCAGCAAGGGUUCGGGCCGAGAUGGUCUCGGAAUAGUGAGCAGGCAGUGCGUGAGUGUGUUUUCCGUAAAUUAAGUGCGACAUUGGUUUUAUUGCUGCUGCCGCCGUUUGUUAAUACCUGUGCCAUUCGUGAUCACGUCUUUGGGUCAGGUCACAGACAGCCUCUGGAUUCGUGACGACACCCUCUCGGCAUCAUCUAAAAUGAGUUCUCGCAACAUACCCUCAGACAAGAUAAAUCUACGACUUAUUCUUGUCAGCGGUAAAACAAAAGAAUUUCUCUUCAGUCCAAGCGACUCAGCAGGGGACAUAGCACACCAUGUGUUUGAGAAUUGGCCCGAAGACUGGGCGGAAGAAGCCGUUGCCAAAGCCGAAAUCCUUCGGUUAAUCUACCAAGGCCGUUUUCUACAUAGCAACGUCACACUUGGGGCACUUGGUCUUCCCUUUGGGAAGACGACGGUGAUGCACCUUGUCCCACGAGAAAAUCUCCCCGAACCCAACUCUCAAGAUCAGAGGCAAAAAAGUAAAGGCGGCGGGAGUAGUUGCUGCUCAGCUUCCUGUCGCAUACUUUAAAAACUCGCCGGCUGCCCUGGAUCCCGUGAGGUGGUACAGCGCGAACCAGCGCCACGCGUUCAGGCUGAGCCAAUGGUUUCUAAGGUUUUAUGCUGAUGUAUAAUUGUUAGUGGCUGAGCUCGUGAGCAGUGUAGCGGAUCAAGGAAAGCGCGAGGGAGAAAACGGAAGAGAGAGAGAGAGAGAGAGAGAGAAAGAGAGAGAGGAGAACGAGAUCGCACCGUUUGUCGCCGAUCGCGCGAAACGGGCUCGUCGCGCCGCCGGUGCGUCGCGGUUCGUUCGGUCGCGGCGCGCGGCCGAGGACCGCAAGCCGCCGGAAGCCGUGGUAAAAGAAGAAGACGACGAUCGCGCACCGCCGUCCCAGGCAAACGACUCGAUCGUCGUCCGUGUUACGUUUUUAGACGAAAUUUCCGUAUGGAGGAUCUUGAUCGUUGAGCGCGUCGAUUCGAUCCCCCGAGGAAGAUCGGCGCGCCGGAGCCAAAUCGCAGAUGAUGCAUCGGACACACACGACACGCGUCCACGCACACGCACACGUACACACACAAACACACAGCUACGUAUACAACAGCCACACGUCUGUCGGUUAGGUUCGUUGGUGAGAGAUGUGUACACACUCGCGGCAGGAUCUAUAUCAGGCGUGCACCGAUCUGUUGACGAUCGCUGGAUUAUGAAACGGCGCCGGGACGCGCGACGUCGAUCGCGUCUCCUGUAAUUCGGGAAGAGCGUCGCAAGAGCGUUGCGAGAAGGAUUUUCGCGCGCGCUUCCUUCCCCCCCGCCCCCCGUGCAUCAUUGUGUCAUCGUCGCGCGAGGGCAGAGCGAUGCGGGGGAAUCCGGCGAAAGAAUUUUCGGGAAGUGAUCGAAGGUUGUGUGGCAAAUCGGGAAACACGGAGGAGAAUACGCUCGCCGUGGUUAAGGCGCUACAAUGCUUAGAAACUCAACCACUAUCCGACUACCGCAGCGUUAUAUAGUAAUUUACGUAGAACGGGAUCGUGUGUGUAUGUUGCGUGUGUAUGAGAGAGCGUGCGUGCCCGCGUUUGAACGGUCGAGGAGAGAGUAAAUUUAUGUUGUGAUAUGCAGGUAGUGAAUAUAUUAUAUAUAUACAUACUAUUAUUAAAAUUAUAUUUAUAUAUAUAUAUAAAUAUAUAUACAUAAAUAUAUUUAUAUAUAUUAUAUAUACCAAUAUAUAUAUAUAUAUAAAUAUAUAAUGGUAUGAGACAUGUUGACACACAGUUAAACUCUCAUACACGAUAGACUUUAUUAUCAUGAAUUUAAAGUAAUAUUAUGACGCCACUUUGAGAGUUUAGUAUUCUGGAUAAGAUUACAGAGGAAACAAACAAAAAAAAAAAGAAGUAACGAUGAACAUUGGAUCUCUAAUGGUAGUUAUGAUUAAAUAAAAACUCAAAUAUAUUUCCUGUUAGAUCCUUCAUACCCCCCCCCCCCUUCCACCCCUCCCCAGGCCCAUCCCGCUCCCAAUUUUUCUCCUCCGCACCCUCGAUUCAAUCUGUCGUCUCGUUUCAACCUAAUUCCGUGUACAUCUUAAGAAUUCUCGAACAUCCCAUCCCGUCCCUUAUCCUCCCCUAUCCUGUCCCAUCCGCACUGCCCCCCCCCGCCGUUUUCCCUUUCUUUAUUCUGUUUCCACCCGUCCAAUUUUUAAUCGAUCGGGCCUAGAACGUGAUUCGUCAGAGCCAACGAUCAAUUGAACGUUAUAGGCGACUCGUACCCUAUACAGAAGUAUUGAUUAUUAUAUAGUUAGGUACAACCAAACCGUUUAUGAUAAGUUGGUAGCCUAUUCUAUACUCGAUCUAUACUACUACUGUAAUGUAACUAUGACUCUUACCGAUGCAUAACACGUGUAUAUAUAUAUAAUGUUCUUACGUAGUGGAAAACUCAUCGGAAUGAAACAGUGGAAUCGUGUUAUAUUUAAUUUAUUCCGUGACAAACCUCACAUCGUUUCGCGCGUUCGAGGUCUCUACCAUUUCGGUAUUCGCUCGACUCCAUGAACCCGUGCCAGGGCGGCGAAUUGUCCGCGCGGCACCCCGCCGUCGAACCAUCCAACCAGCGUCUACCAAUCCGCCGUUAUUUCCUGCGACGCGAAGAGGAAACAAAACCGUGAAAUAAAAUUCCUGUACAGUCACGCCCCGUGAAAUUUAUUGCAACAGCCGUGAAAAGCUUCCCGGUCGACGUUCGUCAUUCGAAGAAAGCUCUCGCUCGCGAACGGCAACGCCACGAUGCGCCGAAUUAUGGCAACGAUCGUCCUACGCAUGAUCGUCGUCAUACGCGAAAUUAAACGAGAUCCCGGACGUUCGUUCGUCCGAGUUCAGAACCUUUUUGCGGCGUGUGUUAAAAGAAAAGAAAAAAGUGGAAGGCGAAAAUAUUCCGAUUGUAAAUCUUGAUUUCUGCGGUCGCGCGCAAUCGAAAAUGCCGGCCACGCCGAACCACGAUUUUAUUCUACAUUAUCGAUCGAACCGUUCAGAAAUCAUAUUUUUAUAAACUAGCUCGUAUAGGAAGGCAGAUUUCAAUUCCCUUGGGUUCCUCGUUUUAUUUGUUGUACAGCACUCGCCCGAACGAAACGCGUCGUCGAAUUUGCGAUCCGAUGAUUUCCUACGAUCGGAGUACACCGUGCGUAUAAACCAUGGAAAGAUUUAUUAUUAUUUAUGUAAGAGAUGUACAUAGGAUGCUUAAAAGUGUAUCAACAAUCUUUGUAAUUAUCUUCUUGUAACCGUAUCCGAGUGGCGGCGGACGCAGAAUAAAAUGCCAGCAAGUGAUUAGGUGUACAAAAACACAACAGGUGCAUUGUUUUACUCGACGAUUCGAUACGACGAACGCCCCCGGGCACGGGUUUAUGGGACUAGCGAACGCCAACGACUUAGCAUUUUAUUAUACCUUCGACCGAGUUGCGAUCGGUGAUUAAUCGAGGUUUCACAAGUACCACCUCCGUUUGUUCAUACGUGUCUCGUUUUUUCUAUUCCCACUUCGUUCAGCUCGACUCCCCCAGCCCCCAGCCCCCAGCCCCCCCCCCUCUUCUCUUCGUUUCUUUCCAAUGGAGUAACGUUAAGUCCGUAGAUUAUCUCUGGAAACGCUGUUUAUAAAAGUAACAAAUUGUUUAGCCAGUAAGUUUUAACAAAGUUGCGGAAACAAAAAAAAAGGAACACAUCACACGAAAUAAUGUUACAUGGACUGUCGGAGGAGGAGGAAGGCCAGGCCACAGCGUGUGUCUCGCUGGACGCGGUGCGCCGCUGCCGCCAGGUUCGGACGGCGAUCGAUCGAUCGAUCGAUCAUGGUUUCGAUCGUUCGCCGAGUUGUCUGGGCAAGUGUCGAAGAUUUCCGUUUGUCGUACUUGAUCGCGAUCGAUGAAGGAAAAGGAGAAGGGGAAGGUGAGAAGAGGAACGUCUCGAGGAGGAAAAGCGAAAGGGAGAGAGAAAGAGAGAGAGAGAGAGUGAGAAAGAGAGAGAGAGAUAAAGAGAGCCGCUCUGUAAUAAGCUUGUUGUACAGUUCCUUUGACGUUGCAAUAUUACUUUAAAAUCUUGGAAAACAACGGUACAGUAGAAAAAGAAGACAGAAUCGGAAGGGAAAAGGAGAUCGCGUCGCCGGAAACCCACCGCGCGACGACGCGUUUCCCUCCGUUCCGGGCGAGCAUCGUUCAAAUUUUACCCUUUUCACGUCGUUGUAACAGAAUAGAACGAGAAAAGCGAUGCUAUACUUUGUAUAAAAGCAAGAGAGAGAGAGAGAGAGAGAGAAAGAGUGAGAGAGAGAGAGAGAGAGAGAGCGUAAGAGAAGAAGAGAGAAAGAAAGCGAGAGAAUGAGAGGCAAAGAAAGAGAAACACGGAACGGAAAGAAGAGGAGAAAUCGUAUCGCGUCGAGAGCGCGUUCGACGUAAAAUUUUUGUUCAACGAGAAAAUAAGAUUUCGCGCGUCGCCCCUCCGUUCUUUCUCUUUCUCUGUGUCUGUGGUCGAGCACGCCCGUUAUUCUUUGUUCGUUUCAUCAUAUUUUCUAACGAGUACGAUCUCACGCGACCCAACCCAUGUGAACGGAACCUGUCGCGUACGCGCAAGCCUGUUGCGGGGACGAAAGCACGGCGGCAUGGAACACUUCCGGGAGAUCGUGAAGCGAAAGGAAAUUAAUUUGUAACGUUACAUAGUGUAUUAUACGAGACAAAAAAACAAACAAACAAACAAACAAAAAUGAAUAAGAAUUAUUCGCCUCUUGACUCUCUUUGCUGUUUAAACGAGUGAACGAUAUAACGACGAGGAGAAAAAAAAAAGCGGCGAAAGAUGUGUGCGAAGCAUCGGGGAAAAGAGGAAAAGCUGCUGUUGAAUAAAACGAAAAAAAAAGAAAGAACUCUAUAAAUGGUAUUCUUAAACGCAGAGCAGAAUUAAACAAAAAUCAAGCGAGAACAAAACACACAUACACACACACACGCACACACACAGUCUUACAAGGAAUUAUACUCACAUUUACAUCAUAUCAAAAUCUAGUGGGUAAGAAUCGAGUUCAUAGAAAGGGUUCGUUUGUACGCCGCGCGUCUCGUGGAACGUGUUACGCGCGCGCGAACGUACAAAAUGAAGACCGGAGACCGAUUUUCUUUUCGUUUCUCGUCGACGCGUUGCAAUCGUAUAAUAAAAGAUCCGCAGAUCCAGCCGUAUAUCAUAAUGAACGUUUUAACGCGAAACGAGCCGAUCAACUGGAUAUUUUAUUGCGUGCAAGGGAUGCGGAUCGAAAUCCUCGACGCGCGCGCGCGCUCGUCCGUCGUGCGAGAAUAGUAAGUUCGUUUGUGACUCGUACGAAGAUAACAAUAUCACACACAAUUACACACAGAGACACACGGUGAGAAACACGCGCGCGUACACGAAAAUGAAAAGGGAGAGAUGUUCUUUGUGUUCAACUAAUAUACAUAGAGCAUAAUAUUUUUCUGUUCUGGAGAGAAAAAAAAACAAACGAGACGAAUGGUCCCGUCGUGGACGAGAAAUAAACAGUCCUCCCGCCUGAA
This is a messenger RNA of Megalopta genalis, 5867 nucleotides long. It is a transcript of the gene UBL3, whose product is annotated as ubiquitin like 3. Lineage: Eukaryota; Metazoa; Arthropoda; Insecta; Hymenoptera; Halictidae. Gene Ontology annotation, molecular function: protein binding. The record is from RefSeq and is a predicted model, not a curated record.